This is a messenger RNA of Carassius gibelio (silver crucian carp), 1543 nucleotides long. RefSeq lists its product as uncharacterized. Gene Ontology annotation, molecular function: nucleic acid binding. The record is from RefSeq and is a predicted model, not a curated record. Bases 129 to 1133 code for a protein of 334 amino acids. Lineage: Eukaryota; Metazoa; Chordata; Actinopteri; Cypriniformes; Cyprinidae. The transcript has 2 exons. Gene Ontology annotation, biological process: DNA integration.
UGAAACACCAGGGAAGACAUCUGACCGAAGGUGCCAUUCGAACAGCAGGAUUUUGGCUAGUGGGAGCUAAACGCUGCAUUAGUAGUUUACUUCACAAAUGCGUCACUUGUAGGAAACUGAGAGGCAAAAUGGAACAUCAGCAGAUGGCAGCUCUGCCAGCAGAACGGGUACAAGUAGCACCUCCUUUCACUUAUGUAGGUGUCGACGUUUUUGGACCCUGGGAGAUCGUUUCACGUCGUACAAGAGGAGGAGUCUUCAACUCUAAACGAUGGGCUGUGAUGUUCUCUUGUAUGUGUUCGAGGGCAGUUCACAUCGAGGUGAUUGAAGCCAUGAGUACCAGCAGUUUUAUCAAUGCCUUGAGGAGAUUCUUUGCUAUCAGGGGCCCCGCAAAGCAGAUACGUUCCGACUGCGGAACUAACUUCAUCGGCGCUUCUCGUGAAUUAGAAAUGGACCUGUCGAAUCCUGGUUUCAAACGAGUAGAGGAGUACUUGAACACCCAGAACUGCACCUGGGUAUUCAACCCACCCCACGCAUCUCACAUGGGUGGGGCUUGGGAACGGAUGAUCGGCAUUGCCCGUCGUAUUCUGGAUUGCAUGUUGCUUGAGCAGAAAAGGUCUCAUCUUUCACAUGAAGUCCUGACAACCCUCAUGGCCGAAGUAACAGCGAUCAUGAAUGCCAGACCACUCAUUCCAGUCUCGUCAGAUCCGGAAUCGCCUCUCAUCCUCACCCCAGCGAUGCUCCUAACUCUCAAGCUAGGCUCUGCGCCUCCUCCUCCAUCAGGAAGCUUUCAAGAAGCGCAUCUCAUCAGAGUACAAUGGAAACAAGUUCAGAGCCUAGCAGACAUGUUUUGGAACAAAUGGAAACAUGAAUACCUCAAAACAUUACAGCUUCGGUACAAGUGGCAAGGAAAGAGGCCGAACCUUCAAGAAGGAGAUGUGGUUCUCUUGAAAGACAAUCAAGCUAAGAGAAAUCAAUGGCCAGUCGGUCUCAUCACGAAAACCUUUCCAGAAGAGGAUGGAUUAGUCCGGAAAGUUCAAGUGGAAAUUGUUAAAGAUGGAGCCAGAAAGGCCUUUUCUCGGCCUGUUACAGAAGUAGUUUUGCUUCUUUCUUCAAAGUCUGAUUCUGUCAAUUGAUGUGGGCUCUUCAAAGACCCCAGUGACGCGCUACUGCGCACGUCACGAAUCAGGAAGUUGAUCGCUAUGCGAUAGUCAAUCGCAACAGCCUGCAAUCUCUCUCAGUCACCUGUUUCUCCAGCGAUCGCGUUUUUCCUUUCCCUUUGCUAAAGCAACGUCUGUGAGUAUUUCUUAUCAUGCAAUAUUAGGAUAAUGUCUAUUUUUAUCUUUGUGAGACUAUUGAGAAGGCUAAGUUUGCUUUAUGUUAUUACUGCUGAUUGUUUACUAGCUCGAUUUUGUUUAUCAUAUACAUCACCGCUGUGUAGAUAAUCCGUUCUGUUUUCUCUGUAUUUGGAUCUAAUAUUAAUAUACAUCUCAUUUGCAUUGUAUUACAGUUUCACAAUAUUCCCAGUAAAUUUUAUGGAGAUUAA